This is a messenger RNA of Penicillium cinerascens, 2526 nucleotides long. Its product is annotated as putative RNA-binding protein (Nab3). NCBI's taxonomy places the organism in Eukaryota, Fungi, Ascomycota, Eurotiomycetes, Eurotiales, Aspergillaceae. Gene Ontology annotation, molecular function: RNA binding. The coding region runs from base 1 to 2526 and encodes 841 amino acids. The transcript is spliced from 5 exons. The record is from RefSeq and is a predicted model, not a curated record.
AUGACGCCCAGUCCCCCCGAUGAAGCUCUUCACUUUCGCGGCAAGACUCUGACUCCGGAAAGCCCUCGCCCGCUGCAUAUUCCGGAGCCAGCAAAUAUCCCGGUCUUGGAGAACCAAAUGGACCCCGUCUUCAACGAUACUUCAACUUACGAACGCUCGGAGUGGCCGGAACGGCCGGGUCAGGAUGGACGGACCAAAGAAGGACAGGGACGGUUGGAUGGUGGUUUGCAGCAGCAGCAGCAGCAGCGGCGGCGGCGGCUGGAGAACACUGUGAUCAAUGAUAACUCUGCGGAUAUCUACCCUCCCCACUCGACGGGUACUGGGCAUGGCCAGGGUGCAAACACAAACCCCGGCUUCGCUCUCCCCAAUUCCACUCACCCCUACGCGCCUCCGGUGGUCCCGGUCUCCCAAGGCAUCGCCACCACAGGCGAGAUAGAAAAUGCCGUCGGGGUCGAGCCGGCCCGGAUAGAUGAUGCGAAGGAGGAUGCAGUUCCCAAUACUGGUGUCAAUUUCCAGACUCUGCUGGACAAUCUGUCUUCUGGUGCAGCGACCGCCGCCGCUUCCCAUCUAGAAGGCCCGUCGCUCCACCAAGCACCUACUGAAGAGUCCCCCCAAACCCUCCCUGCCCGCCCUCUUGAUCCCUCCCUUAAUCCCAAUCAUGCCCCCGGUUCUUAUGAGCAACCCUGUCCCGCUCCUGCCACAUUCUCCGCCUACGCAACCCAACCCAGUAGCCAUGCCCAACAUGUCUCUCCCUCCAUUGCCUCGGGGGGUGCCCCAGGGACCGGCGCGGGCAUCGGCUCGCUCCCCCCACCACCUCUUGCGAGCUUCCAGCAUGCCACUUCCUCGAGCUCAGACCCCAACUUAUCACAGGAGGUUCCCAAGAAAAGUCGCACCGAUAAACAACCAGUGCGCCCUGGAAAGGGCACUGAUGAUGAUCAGCCUUGGGGUCCGGAGGUCCAAAAGAAAUAUGAUGAGUUCCUUCAUGAUGAGAGAAUCUACGUGACGGAGGGUCUUUGGGAUCGCUUCCCGAUGGGGUCCAGGCUAUUUGUUGGCAACCUCCCAACCGAAAGAGUCACCAAGCGAGACAUGUUCCACCUAUUUCACAAAUACGGCAAAUUGGCCCAGAUAUCCAUUAAGCAGGCCUACGGUUUCAUACAAUUUCUAGAGGCCGGGGCUUGCCAUGCUGCGCUUCAGGUUGAGCAGGGAGCCUUGGUGCGAGGCCGGAAGAUUCAUCUCGAAAUUUCCAAACCGCAGAGAUCGACCAGACCUGGUCCGACGGAGGCGCCCCGUGCCCCUCCUCCUCGACGAUCGAGAUCGCCAGAAUUUAGCCGUACCGGUCCUGCUCGGGCUGCUGCACGGCUUCCGGGUGAUCGCUUUGAUCGAUCUUCCGAAUCAAGUCGACUUCCAUUCAGUGAUUUCCGAGAUGAUCCGAACCACCGUAGGCGUGACGAUUAUCGGCCGCCACGUUCACCACGUUCACCUUCACCUCGGAACUUUCGUUCUGGUCGGGAUGGAUACCGAUCACGGGAUAGGACCCCGGAAAGGUUCGACCGUCGUGAACGAAGAAGAUCCCGGUCUCCGCGCUCGCCUCGCUCGCCUCGCUCCCCCUAUACUAGAGAUCGCCGGUAUCGCAGCCCCAGCCCAAGACCUCGCGGUGUCUAUGAAGGGGAAGCAGGCUUGCCGGUCCCUCGACGGGCCCCACGAGAUGUGCCGGAAGUGCAGGUGCUUGUCUUGGAAGAAGUGGAUCGAAACUUUAUUCUCCAUGUGGAAAAUGCUUUUCGCAAUCGCGGCUUGCGCGUGGACGUGCUUGUGCUUGGUCCUCGAAUCCCACUGGGGGCAGCCGUCCAUCGUCAAUACGUCGAAGGAGUACUGGCUGUUGUCAGACUUUCCCGGCCCAAUCAGUUCUCUCGCAAGAUCCCCCUGCAGAUUUUCGAUCGAAGUGCGGGACCAGAUAACGUUCGCUUCAGUGACUAUCCGGAGGUUGACCCUAACAUCGCCGCCGAAGUCAUGUUCCACCAAGCGCAGGCGAUGCAGCGCGGUCCUGUUCCUACCUCAUUCGCUCCCAAUCCUGUUUUCGGCGUCCCUCCAAUGCAGCCUGUGACUUUACCUCAACCCGGCUUGCCUCCGCCGGGCCUGCCAACACUCACGAAUCCUCCCAACAUUGCAAACAUGAUCAGCUCUCUGGAUGGCCCUAGCCUCCAUACUCUCUUAUCGGCACUUCAGCGCCAGGGACCCCAGUCGCAGCCAGUCUCGACCACGCAAUCACCCUUCUCGUCACCUAACCCUCCUCCACCCGCCGAUCUUGCCAGUCUCCUAACCAAUGCGACUCGGCCUCCUCUGCCGCCAAACCCUCAACCUCUUCCUCAUCCACCUUUUAAUCUCCACCCUCCAAAUGCUCCCGUCCUUUCGGAUCCUCACUUGCUUUCUCUGCUCACUAAGGGCCUGAGCGGCCAGCAGCCCCAGGGGCAGCCAGUUGGUUCAAAUGUGCAAAACCUGAUGAACCACCUGGCAAAAUGGAAGCAAUGA